Paralichthys olivaceus (Japanese flounder) is the source of this 2705-nucleotide messenger RNA. It is a transcript of the gene cabp7b, whose product is annotated as calcium binding protein 7b. The record is from RefSeq and is a predicted model, not a curated record. Gene Ontology annotation, cellular component: trans-Golgi network membrane. Gene Ontology annotation, molecular function: calcium ion binding. NCBI's taxonomy places the organism in Eukaryota, Metazoa, Chordata, Actinopteri, Pleuronectiformes, Paralichthyidae.
UUAUUUUUUUACGAUAUAAAAAAACGCGACGAGGGGUUGAAGUUUGCUGAGGGUUGAGUUCGAGCUCUUCUUUCAAAUUAAGGACAGUAGCAAAGGGUCUCUGUUGCAAACUCUGGAGAGCUGGGCUAUAUGAAGAUCGCCACACAGUUGUUGGUUUCCCCUCGCAGAAAUGCCAGUGCGUGCUGUGACCACCAGGUUCAUGUACAAGGGACUUUGCACUAUUCCAGAUAUCCUCACCUACCGGACCCCUGUUAUCCUGCCUGAGGAUGAGGUGGAAGAGAUUCGUGAGGCUUUCAAGGUAUUUGACCGAGAUGGGAACGGCUUUAUCUCAAAGCAGGAGCUGGGGACGGCCAUGCGCUCACUGGGCUACAUGCCCAAUGAGGUGGAGCUGGAGGUCAUCAUCCAAAGACUUGACAUGGACGGUGACGGUCAGGUCGGCUUCGAAGAAUUUGUCACAUUACUCGGACCUAAACUCUCUUCUGCUGGAAUGCCCGAUAAGUUCCACGGAGCCGACUUUGAUUCAGUGUUUUGGAAGUGCGACAUGCAGAAACUGACUGUGGACGAGCUGAAGAGGCUGCUUUACGACACUUUUCGUGACCACCUCACUAUGAAAGACAUCGAGAACAUCAUCAUAACUGAGGAGAGCCACCUGAACAGCCCAGAGUCCCAUGUGGACAUUGACACUAGCCCAACUCAACAGGAAAAACACACGUGUGUGCGCAAAAGCCUGAUUUGUGCCUUCGCCAUUGCAUUCAUCAUCAGCGUUAUGCUCAUCGCAGCGAAUCAAAUGCUUCGCAGAGGGAUGAAGUGAAUACAGCUGAUUCCAAUAAGGUUGGACUGAAAAAGCUAAUGUUAACCCAAAUACGUUUCUGUUAUUGGUUUUGUUCAGUGUUUUCAACGACGAUGCUACAACAGCUUCUCUCAAUAACGGAUGAAUUGAUGUCAUGCAGUGAUUCUUAGUGACCACAGCGUAACACGGUAAAACAAAAAGAAACUAAUUUCAAGGGCUGGUUAGUUUCCUAAAACAGUCAGACUCAAAUCUCUGAUGUUUUCUAAAGGAUUAGAUAGUGAACCAGACUGUAGAAGACGUCCAUGUUCAGUUUGUGCUGUAGUGAUAGCUGUGCUGUGUCUAAUAUCUCAAAAACAAUCAAUGUUAUGGAUUAGAGCUAAAUGCAAUUUGGAAUGCGCCUAAUAACGAUUAUAGUGCUAAAGCAAUACAAAGGUAGCGAUGGGAUGAAUAUUGGUGUUUUAAGUCACUUGCUUAAAACACAAAUUAGUGUCUCUUUUAUUUUAGUGUUGCUAUAUUUUAUGUGUGUGUACAGAUAUCUUUGUGAGGAAGAGUUUCAACCUACAACAUUUUAGGAAAGUGAGGACAUUUUGGCCACUUCUCACACACAAGCAUUUAGUUGGAUAAGGGACUAGAGAAUGCAUUAUGUCAAUGAGGGUCCUCACUAAGAUAAAAGUAUAAAUGUGUGUGUGUAUUUUUUUUUUUAUCUCUAAUUUGUCCAAUACUGUGACUAAAUGCCGGUGCAACCAAAAAAACAUUCCCAUAGCUGUACUUUGUCUUUAGUGCUUUGCAGCAAAUCUUAGCCUGUUACCACACAGGUCCGGGUUGGUGAACAUGUUAAUACUAAACAUCAGCAUGUUAGCAUUGUCAGUGUAAACUGUUAUAACUGAGUACUCACAGAGCCACUAGCUUGUCCAGGAUAAAGUGGGUAUAGUGUAGUUAUAUACAGCUUUAGGACCACACAUGUGACAUCACACAAAUCUGUCAGAUUGCAGUGAUUUGUAAAAUUCUUGUUUUUGUGAAGCAUUUUUUGCUGUAAAAAGCAAAAACAUCAAAAGAAGAAAAAAGGGCAUUGACCAAGUUACGAAGUACAAAGAACCCAAGAAUUAGAAAAGUGCUAAAAAGAGACGGCCCUCCACCACAUGCUGUGUUCUCCAGUCAGCAGUUCUGCAGACAAAUCCUGUGGCGUAAUUCCAAGGAUGUCUAUAAAAAAAAAACAAAUUGGCUUGUUUUUUAUGCUCAGAGUGGGACCUCUCAGCUGAGCAGCUGGGGAUUCCUCUGUAAAUCAAACAGCUGUUUACCGAGCUGAAAGGUGGAGAGCCGGCAGUUUAAGAUGGAGGUAAACAAUGAACUACAAAUUAAAGGCAUGACACCGAAGGGAAACACCAAAUCCCUGAAAUGUCAGACAUGAGUGUAUACGUGGGUCUUUAUGCAAAAAUUCCCAAGAUUAACGUUAAUCCCCUGCAACUGGUGAAACAUGUUUCCAUCUGCCAGUGAUACUUCAAAUGUUACUACAUAUUUCAAAUCUUUGCAUCCAAGGCACCACAAUGAGACACAUUUGAGAAACUGUGUAACCUGGGCAACCGUCUGUGAGUAAAAACCCAUCAUAACAUGAGUAGAGUUCAAAUAAAACUGUAAUAUUUAAAGCAGAUGAGUUAGUUCACACAACACACCUGCAUGACCAUUAAAUCUGAAAUAAAUGUGUGUUCUAUGUGUGUGAGGUCAAAUCUUGAAUUCUGAUGUACGUAUUCAAAUAAUUAUGCAAUUUGUAUAGUGGUCAUUGCAAGAAAUAAUCUCAGUAUAUGACAUUUUCCAGUAAAUGUCAAAUUUUGUCGACGUGCAAACAAAUACUCAACACUCUGCAGUAUGCUGUGAACGAUAAUUUAACAUAUCACGAGAAUGUUGUUUUCUGGCUUUU